CCCCCCUCCCCCUCCCCCUCUCCCUCUCACUGACGGGAGGGGGAAGAUGGAAGGGAAUAAGGACGAGGCGGGGAAGUGUCUGGAGAUCGCCCGCCGAGCGCUGCAGUGCGGGGACCAGGAGAAAGCGCUCAAGUUCCUCCACAAGUCGGAGAAGCUGUACCCCUCGGCCGAGGCCAAAGCAUUGAUAGAUGCCAUCACCAAAAAUGGCAGCACAGCUGGUAACAAUGAGCAUCACCAUGAAUCUGGAAAACCCUAUUGCAGAAAACCUGGAGGUGACGCAGCUGGAAAUGGGGGUAACACAGAGAAGGACACUCGUGGAGAUGUAGCAAAGAGUUACACAAAGGAGCAGCUUGAAGGAGUACAGAGGAUAAAAAGAUGUAAAGAUUACUAUGAGAUACUGGGACUCACAAAGGAUGCGACUGAUGAUGAUCUGAAGAAAGCAUAUAAACAAUUAGCACGGAAGUUUCAUCCUGAUAAGAAUCAUGCCCCUGGGGCAACUGAGGCCUUUAAAGCAAUUGGAAAUGCCUAUGGUGUUCUCAGUAACCCCGUGAAACGAAAAGAUUACGACCAAUAUGGUGAGAAGAUGUCAGCCUCUGGAGGGAAUGGAGGCUUUGAAUUCCACAGGAAUUAUGAAUCUGAUAUUACUCCAGAAGAUUUAUUUAACAUGUUCUUUGGAGGAGGAUUCCCUGCAGGCAAUACGCAUGCAUAUUCCAAUGGAAGAGCAAGAUUCACAUCUCAAGCCCCCUUCCAUAGAACUCAACAAGAAGAGGAGCGAGGUGAUGGAGGAUUUUCGAUGUUCAUUCAGUUGCUACCUAUAAUUAUCUUGAUCCUGGUAUCUGUUAUGAGCCAGUUACUUGUAACUAAUCCUCCAUACAGUCUGUACCAUAGAGCUGGUAUGGGUCACACGGUCAGGAAACAGACCAGCAACCUGAAUGUGGUUUAUUUCGUCAACAAAGACUUCGACAAAGAAUACACAGGUGUUUCGAUACAAAAAAUAGAAAAGAGUGUUGAAGAGGAUUACAUAGCCAACCUACGCAAUAACUGCUGGAAAGAAAGGCAGGAGAGGAACGACUUGUUUUAUGUGGCCAAAGUAUACAGAGACGAGAAACGUCGAAAGAAGGCGGAACUCAUGCGGUUGGAAAGUUGUGAUAAACUGGCAAGAUUAAAUGAACUAUAUCGAGGUGGCUGAGCCAGUGUCAUUUUAUGUUAACUUAAAAAUGUAAGCGUUUGUUGUACAGGAACAAUUUUGAAUUUUUUGUUAAAAGAUAAAAUCUUGAUAUCAGAGCCUUACUGUGGAAGUUCUCAGUUGUGACCCAGUUGGGCUGUUUACACAAAGGCAGUCUUCAGUGGCUGAUGUGUAGAUCCUGACCACUCAAAUCAUAUACAAUAAUAGUGCAUUCUAGAUUGGCUUUGUGUGUUUUUUAAAAAAAAAACUACAUAUGAAUUAAUCUGAUACAGUUAAUGUAACAUAGCAGCGUGGUUUAACUAGUAUUUAACUAUAGCGUUGCUAUUUAUUUCGGAAUUAAAAUAAACGGGUGGCAGGAAGGGACCAUUUAUCCUGCUGUCUCAGGUACUGUUGCAUCUGACCCCUGAAGGUGAUCAUGACCUACUCUGGAGACCACAGCACUGUUUCGAAUACAGCGCUGCCUAUUAAGGGCAUUAUUGAUCACCUUUCCUGCAGUACUAUAUCUUGGUAUAGUGGGUCAUACAAACUGAGUGAUCUCAAGCCCCAGCUGUUUAGACUGAAUUGGAAUAAUUGUGAAAACAGCCCCAUUAAUGUCUCUCUUACUUGAAGUUUUAUACAUUGGGAUUUUAGUAGUUACAACAAAAUAGUUUUCAAUAUGAAUACAGUACUUGCAUAACAAUGAUGCUCUGUAUUUAAUGCAUUCCUUACACAUUAAGUCCUCAAAUUUUAGAUAUAUUCACCUUCAGAUUUUUCAAUUGUACGUCUAAAGAAUUGUUUUCGUAAGAUUGAUUCAAUAAGAAUUUUUGUCACUUUCUCUCUCUUUCCUAUCAAAGUGAGAACAGUAGAGUGGUAUAUUGACAUAUUCCUUAUAUUAAGGAUUAAGGAUUAUGUAGAAAUUCCUGGGAUUAAUCACUGUUGCACGUACACCAGUACAAAAACAAAUCUUUGUGUGAAUAUUGUAUAGUUAUUGCUGACGUUCUGUAGUUCUCAAGAACUACUUUAGUUUUGCACUGAGUCUUGUUGAAUUAAUGCCACUGUACAUAUGAUUAGAAAAAAUCCCAUGUGGAACUAUAAUUAAUCCCAGUACUGGAAUUUUUCAGAGAUACUGGGAAAGACCAAGCAUAGAAAAACUCUUUGAAAGACCUGUCAUCUAAUAUGACUAGUAUGUCGGGUAUCGGGCUGAUUCAUGUGAUGUUAAUUUAAACUCCUGGGAUUAAUUACUUAAGAUAUACUUUAAGAUAUUUAAAUAUCUUCCAUUUACAUAAUAUAGAGAUUUUGCAUUUGAAAAUAUUCAAAUAACACAGCCACAGACUCAGCAGAGCAAUAUUACACAACUUGAACUGAUAACCAAAUCAAUUUGUUACAAUUUGUGAAUACAUCCAAAAAUUGACUCUUCUUAACUCUGCUGUUAAUUCUUGUACUUCCUACUGUCAAUGUGAAAUCAAUGCUGAGUUCCCAUUGUAGAUCUGAAUUGCUGAUUGUAAUAUAUAUUUAAUGUAUCCUCCUCUCAACAUAUCAAAUAAAGCUAUUUUAAGUGUG
Molecule: messenger RNA, 2725 nt
Organism: Callorhinchus milii (elephant shark)
Lineage: Eukaryota; Metazoa; Chordata; Chondrichthyes; Chimaeriformes; Callorhinchidae
Gene: dnajb14
Product: DnaJ heat shock protein family (Hsp40) member B14
Exons: 8
Coding region: 47-1189 (380 amino acids)
Biological process (GO): cellular response to misfolded protein
Cellular component (GO): endoplasmic reticulum membrane
Molecular function (GO): Hsp70 protein binding
Source: RefSeq, a predicted model, not a curated record